GGGAAUGUCUGCCGGUUGGUCACGGAGAAUUUCUCGGACUAGGCAUUCCAGAAGGGCACCAAACCCCCUUGGGAUCCGCAGUCAGGCGUACGUGAUGACUGCAUACUCGGAGUUGGUGCUCAUCUUGCGGCUGACCUCUCUCGGCUGCGGGAGGUGAAGCCUAUCAAUCGAGCGAGAGGCCAGCAUGUGACCCAUCGAUUCACAGCCUCGCCACUGAAGUAAAGCAAACAAAUAGACAGAUUCAUGGUUUUUGUUUUGUGGACCCAAACUGGACAGAUAUCCGCCAAUGCGGAGCUAGACCCGAUCAAUCUUGUUGAGUGUCCAGAGGGUACAUACUUCUCUCACCAGCUUUGUUUGGAAUGUCCCUCUGGCCAUUUUUGUCCUGGAAAUGUAUCUGCGGCUCAGAGAUGCACCCUGGGAACAUUCAAUCCAUAUACAGGGAAAAGCAGCAUCAAUGACUGCAAGCCUUGUUUUGCAGGUCUGAUUACGUCUGAGGACCGUGUUGACUGCAGGCUCUGCCCAGCAGGCUUCUCCUGCGUUCCCGCCAAUGGAAGUAUCUCUUUAUGUCCUCCUGGGCAAUAUUCUCCAGAAGGGAUUCUCCAGUGUCAAACAUGUCCCAUCGACUCUGUCUGCACUUUUGGAUAUGCGCACAAGGCAAUAGAAAUGAUUAUUGUGUCUUGUCAAAUGCAUUAUUCAGUUAAAGUUCUUCCAUUUCUGACAGUGCGGGCCCGGAAAAGAGCCCAACUUGGAUCACACUGAGUGCAAAGACUGUCCUCCAGGGUUCUACUCCAGUGUUUGCACUAUUCACUGCCUUCAAUGUCCUGCAGGAAGUUACUGUCCAGACAGUGGGAUGUCCCAGCCGGUCCCUUGUUCACCUGGUUCAACUUCUACACUAGGACAGACUUCUUGCCACAGGUGUAAUGGCGCCUCCUCUGUAUGUGGGGGACUAUUAACACCCACACUGAGACAGUCAGAGCACAGGUCAAGUCAAGCCUCUGCUUGCGGACCAGGCACAUACAAACACUCGACGGAGGUUUCAGACUGUAUUGUGUGUCCAGUAGGUUAUUACUGUGAAGGGGGUGUAGCGAUACCAUGUCCUGGAGGGAGUUAUGGCCCCAAAGAUGGUCUUCAGAGGCUGGCAGAUUGCAUAAUCUGUCCCGCAGGGUUUUAUUGUCUGGAAGGCACCUCAACUGGACCCCCUCCUCAAUUCUUGUGCUCACCGGGUUUCUAUUGCGAGGAGGGCACCGCCACCCCUCAUGGGUCACCUUGUCCUGCUGGAACAGCGGGAGAACAAGUGGGUCAGACAAGUAGAGCAGCUUGCAAAAGAUGCGGCGAAGGACAAUACUGUCCUGCUGGCUCAUCAGCACCUGGAUUGCCUUGCGCUCGAGGAAGGUUCUGUCCUGCUGGCACACUGGAGGAAGUCACAUGUCCUGGAGGCACCUUCACCCCUCAUCAAGGAGCAAAAAGUUUGAAGGACUGUCUCAAAUGCCCUGCCGGUUUCUAUUGUCCUGAGGGAGCGAGUGACCCUGUGCCAUGUCUGCCAGGCUCCUUUAACCCCUUGGAGGGACAGGCAGAGUUGGCUGACUGCAGAGCGUGCCACGCAGGGAAGGCCUGCACGCAGGUUGCUCUGACGACUCCAGAUGUAGACUGCAUGCAAGGGUUUGUGUGUCCUCCUGGUUCAUCUAAACCCAAUGCCCCAACCAAUGCAUGUCCGCCGGGAACACUGAGCAACCGCACAGACCUCUCGGAUCGUUCACAGUGUCAGCAGUGUCCUGCCCGAUAUGCUUGUCUUCGAGGUACAGGUGGCGUCCACAGACCACCUCUUUCCUGCUCUGUAGGUCAUUAUUGUCCUCCUGGAACCAAAUUCCCCACCCAGUACAAAUGUCCCGUAGGCACCUGGAGUGGUCAGAGUGGAUUAGAAACUGAGAGUGAAUGCCAGCCGUGCCCGCAAGGCUGGUACUGUCUGGUGGGGUCAGGAGCACCCUCUGGCCGAUGUAACUCUGGACACUACUGUCCUGAAGGGACUGCAUAUGGCGCCCAGUUUCCUUGCCCUGCAGGCACAUAUAGCAUCCACAUGGGCAACAGACAGAAGGAAGACUGCCUGCUUUGCCCUGAAGGCUCAUUUUGUGUGGAUGGCACCUCUAAACCUGCACCCUGCCCCUCCUCAACAUUUCGGCGUAUAAAAGGAGGUCAGGCACUGGAGGACUGCUCUACUUGCCCCGCCGGUUAUUUCUGCUCCCACUCAGCCACUGUUAACCCCAGAGCGUGCGGAGCCGGCAGCUUCUCUGAUGAAGGUGCCACCGAGUGUUCUCCAUGUUUGCCUGGCCAUUUCUGCAGUAAUGAGACCACAAGUGAGGAAGCCAUGCUAAGUGUCAUGGUGUGCCCCCCAGGUUUUCUCUGCUCUCAGGGUUUGGCUCGGGACCCUCGCCGUUCUGCCACUCUCUGUCCUCGUGGCUUCUACUGCCCUGGAGGGGGCAUUGAUCCCAACCCUAUUCCCUGCCCCAAUGGGACGUACAGUGAACGUCCUGGUCUAAGUGAGGUCAAUGAAUGUGUCCCAUGUCCUGAGGGGAAGUACUGUUAUUCUCAACAGCCUGAAGAUCAUCCCAUCAUAUCACCCACUGGCCUUUGUCCUAAUGGGCAUUACUGCCCCACUGGGACUGGGUUUCUGUAUUCCUACCCCUGCCAAGCUGGACAAUACAGGAGCACUGCAGCUGGUCACAGUGGGCAUGCUUGUAUUUCAUGCCCAUCAAGGCACUAUUGUGACAGCCCAGGAAUGCAGACACCCUCUGUCUGCCCUCAGGGCUUUUACUGUCCUGAGGGAUCCUCCUCUGCUCAACCUUGCCCUGAGGGAAGCUAUGGCUCACGCUCAGCACUCAGUGAUGGGUCUGAGUGUUCUCCUUGUGGUGCAGGUUUGUACUGCAGUGGUGUGGGCCUGGCAGAGCCCUCUGGCACCUGCAAAGACGGAUUCUACUGCAGAGAAGGAGCCAAGUUUGCAACUCCAGUGGAUGGCCGGACAGGUGAUUUAUGUCCUCCAGGUAGUUACUGUCCACCAGCUUCCUCCUCUCCCAUUCCAUGCCCGUCUGGCACCUUUAGCAACAGCUCUGGUCUCAGCAGGCUUCAAGAUUGUGUCAGCUGUCCACCAGGGUUGUAUUGUUUGGGUUCAAACAACACCUCCCCCUCGGGCCCCUGCUCUCCUGGGUUUUACUGCACUGGUGGCUCUGAUUCUUCCAUUCAGCAUGAAGCAGAGCAGGGUCAUUAUACAUUAGAAAGAGCUGUAAGGCCAGAGCCAUGUCCUCUCGGAACAUUCCAACCGCUUCGAGGUGCACAGUCAUGUGUGCCGUGUCAAGGAGGGCGACUUUGCAACCAGACAGGCUUGUUCCAGCCUCCACUGUGCCCAAAAGGACACUACUGUCCUCCAGGAGCUGCUGUUGCUCUCCCCUGUCCUCCAGGAUGGUACUCUGAUGAGCCUGGUGGUGUAGAAGUGCGGCAUUGCCGGCCAUGUGAGGCAGGAUGGUUUUGCAGUAAAGCUGGCCUCUCAAACCCAGAGGGUCUCUGUGAACCUGGACAUUACUGCACCUCGGCAGCCUUUACAGCCUCUCCAGUUGCCCUGGACUCUGGGGGAGUUUGUCCUGCAGGCUAUGUAUGCCCCAGAGGGACCAAACACCCCCAGCAACACCCCUGUCCUUUUGGAACUUGGAGUAACAUUGUGGGGGCUCAAAACCUGUCCUUCUGCCAGCUCUGCCUUCCUGGGCUGUACUGUAACACAACAGGACUCACUAAACCUUCAGGGACAUGUGACGCGGGGUUUUACUGUUCUUUGGGUGCAAUGUCUCCAAAGCCUUUUGAUGGUUUGACAGGGGACAUUUGCCCCAUUGGACAUUACUGUCCCACUGGUUCAGCCGCACCUACACCAUGCCCUGAUGGAACCUACACAAACACAACAGGUGCAGAAGCAUGCAGUGAUUGCCCCCCUGGGAGCUACUGCCUAUCAGAAGAGGACAUCCAGCCUUGCCCAAUAGGUCAUUAUUGUCUUGCAGGGGGCGUAGAGGGUAUCCUGCCUUGCCCUCCUGGCACAUACAACCCUAACUUGGGCUUCAGCCAAGUGGAGCAGUGCCUCAUUUGUCCAGCAGGCUUCUACUGUGAGGACUGGGGUAUAUCUGAACCCACUGGACCCUGCCAGUCUGGUUAUUACUGCAUUGCAGGUGUGAACUUCCCAAAUCCAGAUGGGAACUACAGCACUGGAGUUGGAGGAGCAUGUCCGAAGGGAAAAUACUGCCCAGAGGGGACCAGUCUACCACUUUCCUGUCCCCUAGGCACCUACUCAGACCGGCUUUAUGUCACGGAUGUCACUGGCUGUAGUUCAUGUCCGGCAGGUCAUUUUUGUGGUACUGAAGGUCUUAGUGCACCAUCGGGAAAUUGUGAGGCAGGAUUUUACUGUCCAGGUGGAGACUCAGCAGCAACAGGCUCAGAGGGAGGUCUUUGCCCACCCGCUCAUUACUGCCUAGAAGGAAGUGCAGGCCCAGCAUCUUGCCCAGCAGGAUCUUACACAAACCUCACAGGCCAGUCGUCGUGUUCACCCUGCCCUGCUGGUUACUACUGCCCGGAGAAGACUGGCAACUUCUCCAAGUUUCACUGCCCGCCAGGGUUCUAUUGUCCAGAUGGUACAAAGCAUGCCACCCAGUACCCAUGUCCUCGUGGCUACUACAACCCUGAACCCAUGACUCAAAGUCUGGACAGCUGCCUGCCUUGCCCCCCUGGACACUACUGUGAGAAGGAGAGGCUGACUAAUGUGUCUGGAAAAUGCAAAGCUGGUUGGUUUUGCGUCUCAGCGGCAUGGAACUCGCAGCCAUUUGACCUGGAUAAUUACACAAAUGCCAACUGUCUAUGCCCCGCUACUGCCACAGGAGGUCGCUGUCAGCCGGGCUUUUACUGUCCCGCAGGUAGCCGGGAGCCCAUUCCUUGUCAGGCUGGGACUUUCUGUAACACCUCAGGCUUGGCUUUGCCGAUGGGUCCCUGUUCUGCGGGUUAUUAUUGUGAAGGAGGAGCAAUUGAAGCUAAGCCAACAGAUGGUGAAACAGGGAGCAUCUGUCCAAGUGGGGCAUACUGUGUUGAAGGAUCAGGAGAACCACAGUUUUGUCCAGCUGGCACAUUUUCUCCAUUGCCCGGUGGCACCAGCAAGACCGACUGUCAGCCUUGCACGGCAGGUUUCUACUGCGGUGGACUCGGUCUCAGUACACCAACUGGGCCCUGUGAUCAAGGUUAUUGGUGCCCCCCUGGUCAGAUUUUUGCUAAAGCUCUGCCAUGUCCACCUGGUCAUUUUUGCCUAAAGGGAAGUGCUUCUCCAGAGCCUUGUCCACCAGGGACUUACCAGGAUAGAGAAAGUCAAACGUUCUGCAACACAUGUGAGGCAGGUUACUACUGUGAUCUCAAGCUUAGUCCAGCUAAUGACUCCAUGCUGAGGCUCUGCCCAAAAGGACAUUACUGCCCUGCAGGCACACGCAUGUCUAAGGAGCACCCUUGCCCCGUAGGCUCAUUCAACCCAAGAGAGCAUGCAGACACCCUUGAGGGCUGCAUGCCAUGUCCAAGUGGACACUACUGCCCUUCGCCAGGACUUUCAGAGCCGGCAGGACUAUGCUCUGCUGGAUUUUGGUGCAAAGCAGGAGCAUCCUCUCCAACACCUUUGGAUGGACGCUCUGGUUCAAAAUGUCCUCUUGGCCAUUACUGCCCUGCAGGCGCCACUGCUCCUAUGGCAUGCCCCAUUGGAAGUUGGUCAAACAGUACUGGCCUGCAAACACACGAGGACUGCCAAACGUGCCUUGGAGGAUUUUAUUGUAAUAGAGUUGGGCUAACUUCCCCUAAUGGACGCUGCAUUGGAGGGUAUUAUUGCCUUGGAGGAGCUGUAACACCCACCCCUACUGAUGGAAUAACAGGAGGACCUUGUCCUGAAGGUUCCUACUGCCCUGAAGGAACUGCUGAACCAAUACCAUGUGAUCCGGGGACAUAUGCUGUCAUUACGCAUGCCACUCAAUGUGAGCCCUGUCUUCCAGGCUGGUACUGCGUGAAUGGCACCUUGCAUCUGUGCCCUCCAGGUUUCUAUUGCCCUAAAAAAAGUGGUUUUGACUUGAGAAGCUGUCCAGAGGGAACCUACGGUCCUGAACCGGGGUACUGGUCUGUCUCUCAGUGCAAGCAAUGUGAUGGUGGCCAUUACUGCUCCUCCACAAAUGGCACAGCUGUCAGCGGAGAGUGUCAGGGUGGAUAUUACUGCUCACGCGGAAACACUGUUCCUCGGCCCGUUUCGCAGGCUAUAGGGGAGGGGGGGCCUUGUCCGGUCGGACAUUAUUGCCCCCCGGCCAGUGUCCAACCUCUGCCAUGUCCUCCUGGUACUUUCUCUAACCUCACCAAAUUAACCUCCCAGGCGGAUUGUGAGCUAUGCCUCCCUGGUUACUACUGUGACGCUGCGGGCCUCUCGGCGCCAUCCGGAGAAUGCUGGGAAGGUUUUUUCUGCGUCAGGGGUGCAGUUAGGCCUGAUCCAUCUUCGGGAGAAGACGGCGGAGGACUAUGCCCGAAAGGUUAUUAUUGUUCUGAGGGCUCUGCAGCUCCUCAGCUAUGCCUCCCGGGAACCAUCAGUACAGAGGACGGCCGUGCCAGCUGCAUCGCCUGUCCUCAGGGGUUCUAUUGUCCUGGAAGCAAUAAUGCUUCAUUCUAUGAGUGUCCAAAGGGUCAUUACUGCCCAGUUGAAACUUGGUCCAAAUUCCUUCACCCAUGUCCAGCUGGUUCCAUCAAUCCCUUUACUCGAAUGGCUCAGGCCCAGGACUGCCUACCAUGUCCGCCAGGUUUGUUCUGUGCGUCACAUGGGUUGGCUGUUGCAUCAGGCCAGUGUGUGGCUGGUUAUUACUGCUCCUCCGGUGCUUGGUCACCCACACCGGCUGAUGACGGUUUGACAGGUGACCGCUGUCCUGAGGGCCAUUAUUGUCCCCAGGGCUCCUCCACUCCAUUUCCUUGCCCCAUGGGAUAUUACAGCAACCGAAGCGGGAACAGUCAAAUAUCUGACUGCCUGCCUUGUCCUCGAGGGUUUCUCUGCACCACCAGAGGGCUCUCUUACCCUUCUCUCAUUUGCACAGAAGGGUCCUUCUGUCCAAGCUUCAAUACAUCAUUACCUUGCCCUCUUGGACACAUGUGUCCAUAUGGAUCUCACAGACCAGUACCCUGCUUGCCAGGGACCUUCCAAAAUUUACCAGGGCAGGCUGUGUGUGUUACAUGCCCAGCAGGAUUUUACUGCGCCGACUUCAUGAAUGUCGAAACAGGCAAUAUUUCUAGGAGCCGCACUCCCACGCUGUGUCCUAAAGGACACUAUUGCCCACCAGGGUCACAGUCUGGUGUAGCAUUCCCGUGCCCGCCUGGUACCUUUAGUGGCCAGAUGGGCUUGUCCAGUGAGCGGGGCUGUGAAUUCUGUCCUCCGGGAGCUUACUGUGCCUCUUCUGGACUGGAAGCCCCUAGUGGGCCCUGCUCUCCUGGUUACCUCUGCAUCCACCGGUCUGUCUCUGCCCAACCUGAGGAUGGACCAACUGGGGGUCGCUGCACUGCUGGUUAUUAUUGCCCACAGGGUACCAAUGUUAUGGUUCCAUGUCCUGCUGCUACUUUCAGCCCCAUAGAAGGUGCAAUGUCUAUCAGUGACUGUCAGGUUUGUUUGCCUGGUCACUAUUGUGCCCAGGUUGGCCUCCCAUCCCCAUCUGGACCCUGCAAGCCUGGAUUCUUUUGCACAUCGGGCUCCAAAACUGCAACCCCUUAUAGUAAUAUCACAGGCAGCGUGUCUCCAUCUGCUUCUCCAGGUCAAUCAACGCACGGUCAGUUCCAUGGGGAUGUGUGCCCUGCUGGCUACUAUUGUGUUGAAGGGAGCACAAAACCAAGCCCUUGUCCUCCAGGCACUUUCCAAGGGAGGGCUGGAGCUGAGUCAGAGGCUGACUGCGAAGCUUGCUACCCAGGGUCCUAUUGCCCAUCCUGGGGACAGACCUCUGUUGACCUCCAGUGUCCUCCAGGCUGGUUCUGUCCAUUGGGUGCAGUAUCUGCACAUCAGCCAGGUUUUCAGUGCCCACCUGGCCAUGCGUGUCCAUAUGGAAGCGCUAAACCAUUCAUCUGUGCCCCAGGAUCUUUUCAGUCAUUUUCUGGUCAAUCUGCAUGCAACAGUUGUCCACCAGGGUUUUACUGCAAAGAGGGUUCAUUUGGGCCAUCGCCCUGUCCAGAGGGCACUGUUGGUCCAUCACCCGGCAUGACGUCCCUCAGUGAUUGUACACCUUGCCCCCGAGGCGCCUUUUGCAAUAGCACUGCUCUGAAAGAGCCGUCUGGAUCCUGCAGCCCAGGAUAUUUUUGUAUACUAGGGUCCUGGGAGCCAUCCCCCAUCUCCCAACCUCAUGGAGAUAUUUGCCCCCCUGGACACUUCUGUCCUCCUGGUAGUGAAUCACCUACACCCUGUCUUGGUGGCAGCUUCCUUCCUGAACCCGGUGCUUCCUCCUCCAGUCAGUGUCGCCUCUGCCCACCUGGAAAAUACUGCCUUGGUCCUGGAGCCUCACAACCUACCGGCUUGUGUUCGGCGGGGUUCUUUUGUACUGAAGGUGCGGGCAGUCCAGCGCCACGAGCCAACACUUUUCAGUUCAGCUGUCUUUAUGAAAUACUUCAAGAAUUAAAUAUAGAAAAUACCCCUUGGAUGUACAACAGGUUAUCACUCUUCAACAACUCCUACAAUACUGAAGGAGACUCCGAGUCGGUCAAAUUGGAUACACAACUGGAUUCCUACCAUAAUGUGACUUACUCAACGCUACACCUCAAGAGUCCACGUCAUGGGAAAUGUACUGCCUAUACAGGAGACAUGUGCCCUAAAGGUUUUUAUUGUCCUCGGGGUUCUGCCUACCCCCGGAUUUGUGAGACUGGCUUGUACUGCAACCAAACUGGUCUUGAAGCUCCAGUUGGACCAUGUGCUGCGGGUUACUACUGCCCUAAAGGUUCUGAAGACCCCCAUGCCAGCCUUUGCCCAGCAGGUCACUACUGCCCUCUUGGAACAAUUCUUCCUCUGCCCUGCCCUAAUGGAACAAUGCAAAGCUCUCGCGGCGGGUUCUCGGUGGAGUCGUGUCAGCCGUGUCCUCUGGGUCAUUACUGUCACCAGAGAGGCUCAACUGAGCCAAGUGGUCAGUGUUCCGUCGGCUACUACUGUCCUGCCGGACAGCGCUCGGAGAGGCCACAACAGCAUAUUUGCCCGAUGGGACACUACUGUGAGAAGGGCAGUGUGGAACCAACACCUUGCCAGCCAGGCAGCUACCAGCUCAAACAGGGUCAGGGCAGCUGUGAUACCUGUCCUCCUGGUUUUUACUGUCAAGGAAUUUCCUCUCCACUUCUGUGCGAGAGAGGCUUUUACUGUCCAAGUGAAUCAGCAACUCAACGCCCCUGCCCAGCAGGCUCCUAUGGAAAUGUGACGGGCUUGAUUGAAGAGCGGCAGUGCUCAUUGUGUGACCCCGGAAUGUACUGCCAAGGAUCAGGGAGGACUUUUCCCAGUGGAUUAUGUGCUGCGGGGUUUGUUUGUGUUGGAGGAGCCUUUGAACCCUUCCCAAAGGACAAUGUUACUGGCUAUUUGUGCCCUCCUGGAUUUUUCUGCUCUUCUGGGAGUUUUGUACCACAGCCUUGCCCCAAAGGAACAUUCAGUGAACAGAGUGGGCUGUCGGAUGAAUUUCAGUGUCGCAGUUGCAGCCCGGGUUUCUACUGCUCAGAGACAGGCCUUUCAAGGGUGUCUGGACCUUGUCUAUCUGGGUUCUACUGUCUCGAGGGAUCUCAAUCUGCAGCACCAAUGUCAAGUGUAUCUGGAGGUGCUUGUCCAGCAGGUCACUACUGUGCAGAGGGAAGCAAUGUUCCCUCACCUUGCCCGGCUGGCUCCUUCCGAAAUGAGACUGGAGGAAAAGGCAAAGACGACUGCAAGCUUUGCCAACCAGGUUUCUAUCAGGAGUUAUCAGGCCAGACUGACUGUAGACGGUGUCCUUCCGGAUUCCUUUGUGAGACCCUCAGACUAAGCCCAACCAGGGGGAGCUCUUCUGUAUUUUCCAGCCCUCUUCCGUGCCCUGCUGGUUUUUUCUGUACCACGCAGAGUAAAGACGGCCAGCCUCUUCCCUGCCCCAAAGGCACAUAUGGACCUAGCCAGGGUCUCACCUCUGAAGGUGAGUGCUUAGCAUGUCCUGCAGGACUAUUCUGUGGUUCUGAAGGUUUAGUCGAACCUUCUGGAUGGUGCGCAGAUGGUUUUCUUUGCCAGAUGGGGGCUUCGCUUCCAAACCCAACUGACAACAUUACUGGGUCUCUUUGUCCUCCUGGUGUUUUCUGCCAACGGGGGCUUAAAGCAGGUGACUGUUGGCCUGGGUUUUAUUGUGACUGGGGGUCAAACCGGGCGGAUCAGACUCUCUGUCCUGCUGGUUUCUUCUGCCCUCGUGGAACACCAGCCCCUAUUCCUUGUCCUGCAGGAACAUUUAGCUCCUUUACAGGCAACUCACACCUGAGUAACUGUACUGAGUGUGCUGCCGGAUACUACUGUCAAGAUAAAGGUACUGUGCAGCCCACACUGUGUCACGUUGGAUAUUACUGUCCACCUGGAAUGGCACAAGGAGUGGGCUUCCCCUGUCCAACUGGAACUGUUCAGAACCAACUUGGAGCCUCAAGCCUUGAAGCCUGCCAACCAUGCCCUGCUGGAACGUUUUGCUCUCAGCUUGGUCUUUCGCAGCCCACAGGAUUGUGCGAGGCUGGAUAUUAUUGUCUCACUGGCUCAACCAACUCAAACUCUUCUGAGUAUCAGAGUAAUUCGUCCAGAAGCCAUCUUUGUCCCUCUGGCUACUAUUGCCCCGCUGGAACGGAAAAUCCAAUUCCAUGCCCUGCAGGCUCUCUAUCUUUUUCCGGAGGUCUAAAAGGGGUUGAAGAGUGCCUUCCUUGCCCCCCUGGACGGUUCUGCGAUAGAGCAGCAAGUAAAGAGCUCUCUGAUGCUCACCCAUGUUAUGCCGGAUACGUUUGCCUCGGCGGCAGCCCCAGUCCUACCCCGUCUGACGGUUCCCAUGGCUACCCAUGCCCUGCCGGCCACAGCUGUCCUGUUGGCUCAGCCAGAGAACUGCCAUGCGUGCCUGGCACUUACAGCCCGACAUCCGGAGCCGCCGAGUGCUUACUAUGCCCUCGGGGAAUGAUGUGCUCCUCUUUAGCCACCCUGGAGCCUGUCAUCUGCCCACUCGGUCACUAUUGUCCUGUUGGAACAGCCCUCCCUCAAGCUUGCCCUUUAGGGACGUUCAACAAUCAGACAGGUGCACACUCCCACUCAGUCUGCAGAGCUUGUCCUCCUGGAUUUUAUUGCGGCACAUAUGGAGCCUCAUCACCCCAAGGUUCUUGUUUGCAAGGCUUUUCCUGCCAAAGUGGAGCCAUAGGACCAACUCCACAGAACUCCGAUAACUUCCCCGAGAAUGGGCCUUGCCCUUCAGGUCACUAUUGCCCAACUGGGUGUCUCUCUCCAGUUCCUUGCCCUCUUGGCAGCAUCCGCAACACUACCGGUGGUGUGUCAAAGGAGAGUUGCUAUAGUUGUCCUGCAGGUCAUUAUUGCUCUGCUGAGGGUCUUGCCAGCCCAAGUGGGCAUUGUGCGGCUGGUUUCUACUGUCCUUAUGACUUCUCUUCAACCACUCCAUUUUCCUUCCUGUGUCCUAAAGGCCACUACUGCCCACAAGGUUCCGCCUUUGCCUUGCCAUGCCCCAGAGGAGAGUACCAACCAAAUCCAGGCUCAGACAACUGCAUCCCCUGUCGACCCGGCUUCUUUUGCGAGGAGGCCAUCGAUGGAGAGCCUCAAAUCUGUCCACCACAUUCCUUCUGCCCAGCAGGUACCAUGGUGCCGCAUCCAUGCCCUAAUGGGUCAUACAGUGAUCCAAACAAGAGAGGACUACACGAGGCAAGAGAAUGUUUAUCCUGUCCCCCAGGAAGGUUCUGCAGAGCUGGUAGGAUACAAGGCAUGUGUGCAGCAGGGUAUCUGUGUGUUUCUGGGAGUGCAGAUUUCACACCUCAGGGAUCAAUACCUGACCCGACCCUGUGUCAGUGGGGCAUGCAAUGUGCUGGACCAUGUCCACCAGGCUUCUACUGUCCUGAAGGAACAGAAAAGGCUGUGAUGUGUCCUGGAAACACCUUCAGAAGUAAUCAUGGUGGUGCAAGUGCACAAGACUGUUCAGCAUGUCCAACACGGCAUUGGUGCCAACCUGGGGAACCAAGCCCUCAUCUGUGCCCUGCUGGCCAUUACUGUAACGCUUUUCCCAGAGGUGACAGUAAUGGAUGGAGCGGACCCAAGCCGUGUCCUGUGUACACUUAUCGUGCCUCUCCGGGUGCAGGCAGUAAGAGCGACUGCCUUCCCUGCCCUCCUGGUUCCCAUUGCAACAGCACAGGGCUUGCAGACUAUUCCAACAGCCCCUGCCCACCUGGAUUUUGGUGCACUGGUUACGGCCCGCCCAUUUUCUGCCCAGCGGGCACAAAGAGGAUGCUUCCUGGUGCUGCUGAACCCAGUCAAUGUGAACCUUGUGCUCGGGGGACCUAUUGCCCAGACCCCCUGGCAAUGGGGAAGCCCAAUGUGGAGGGGAUACCGUGCAGGGCCUCUUAUGAAUGCUCCAUCGGUUCUGUCGUGGAGAAGUUGUGCAGAGCCGGAUCAUACUGUGAGCCACAGGCUGCUGAGCCUCAAAUCUGUCCGGCAGGUUAUGUUUGUGCAGCAGGGUCACAAUCCUACAAUCUCCCUGAACAACUCUGUCCAUUUCCCUUCUACUGCCCAGCCAACAGCUCUUCAAUGAAGUCCUGUGAUGGAGGUUCAAAGCCUGUGAACACCAGUGGGCUCAGAGGAUCCAAAAACUGCUGCUGCAGUGUAUGCGAGGGUGGCACCUAUCGACCCUACCUAUCAACUGUUUUAGAAUGCCUGCCAUGCCCUCCAGGAUACUUUUGCCCGCCAGGCACGGAUGAGUACGAAAUCAACCCUUGCCCGCAGGGGUAUAUAUGUCCUUCUGGAUCCACACGGCCGACACCCUGCCUCCCUGGCUCAUUUGGCAACAUGAGCCAGGCUAAAACACUUGCAGAUUGUCAUCAGUGUCCUGUCGACACCUUCAACCAUCUCCAUGCACAGAGUGCUUGCUUCCCUUGUGGCAGCUCCUCCACUUCGCCACCAGGUUCGUUUUCUUGUACCUGCAUUGGAAAAAAUCGUGCUUUUCAUCGCUCAGAUGGUGCAUGCUUGUGCAGAACUGGCUUCAUCUUUUAUAAUGAGCUGGAUUUCAAAAGCUCUACUUCUGACAGUGCAAUGGACUGCCAGCCUGAGUUGUAUAGGCGGUGCGCUCUAGGGCAGGUUAGGCUCGCAGCCUCCAGAGAGUGUGUAUCACCUUCCUUUUAUUCCUGUAAUUUAACAUGUGGAGCACAUGGAGGAACUUUGGAUGUGGAGAUGGGCAUCUGCCGCUGUCAUAGAUACGUGACUGCUGAGGAGCUGUGCGACACUUCCUGCCUCUACAAAAUGCCUCAGCUCUCAGCCCGUUUCUCCCCAAACGGAUAUCUGCUGCUCAGCAUCUUAGAAGGAGAUAGCACAAUGUGGGCGAAAACUUUAAUGGAUGUUUUAGGACCAGAUCCCCAUACAAAUGAUAUUGGAAAAAUCCAUUUGGUUCAGUUUGACUCUCAAGGAGUGUUUGGUUGGAUUCCCAAACAGUUAGAGGAUGUCGAAAUUUUUCUCUCCGAAUCAGAAGCUGUCUUACCUCCAACACGGAGAAAGAGGGGAACCACAGGAGAUCAUGAGGAAGACUUACCUGUCAGUCCUCGUAUCCCAAACCCGAUUGCCUGUUUGUCCACUGGUGACAUGCUAAUUUUCCAUUUAACCAUAAACCACACAGAUCGCAACCUUAGCCACUUUCCCGUCUAUGAGAAAGACCACUUGUUUAACAGUAACCCCAGCUGGGACUUUGGGGUAUUCAGACGUGUGCGGACACUUGUCAAACAGUCAAAUCUGAAUAACAGUUGGUUUGCCCAUGCUUUUUACGAAACGGGGAAAUACGUAUUUGUGGACAGCACUGUCCCGGAUUGGAGUUUGGUGGUAGUGGUGAGUGAAGAUGGGACAGAGUGUAACCCACGGGCCUCAGCCUUCCAAGCCAUGACCCCAGAACAGCUUGUAAAAUACGGAGUCAUCAAGCAUCACCGACUAAACCAUCUACCAGAGUGGGGAACAAUUGCUGGCCUCCUGAGUGCGCUGUUAGUGGUCGUGGUGGCUGUGACCAUAACAGCUUUGGUUGUUUGGCCCAGCAAAGCCAAGUUAGUCUAUCAGGGGAGGACAAAGCCCAAGUGGCGCAGCCUUGGUGACCCCCCUCAUCCUUUGGAAUGCCCAUGCAGUGGAGACAGCUUGUGCGGCUCUCCACGCAUUAGAGGUGUGGGAGAGGGAGCUGAAGCUGAGGAGCCUGUUAUCUCAAAAGGUGGAAUUUCGUAUGCGUGUUGUGAGUUGGAGGAGUUCAACGUAAAGACAUUGUACGACAAACUGGAAGAUCAGAACCUGCAUGUGGCCUCCCAGUUAGCGCGGCAUCGUAAAGACACGCAAGAGUUUUAUCGGCGCAUAGGCCAACAGGUCGAUGGCAUCCAGAAUGUCUUUGAGAACAUGGAUGGGGAAAAGCUAAGCCUCCUUAAACAACUGAUUGCUUCUAAGAAUGCUUUGAGCGAUAAACCAUACAACAAUACUGUUAAAAAGUUUAAUGAUGAAGCUAGUGAAUCCACAGCAUUACUGGAAGCCGUUUUCACAUCCGUGGAGGCCCUUUUAUGUAAGCUGAACCGAAAGUCCCAGCAGAUCCAGGAUCAGCCAUCUCUUUUACACAUCCGCAGCCAGGCUACUGAUGCCAGGGAACAUGAAAUGCAAGCUCAUCUUUGUAAAAACAAUACUUAUCAGGUGACAUCUAUGGAUUUGACCCAAACAGAAGCACUUACCCAUCAUGAAAUCCAUUCACAGAGCAAGGAUCCUUAUCUAAGUGAUGUGGAUUUAUCCAAGCUUGUCAUCAUAUCUCCCUUGUAUAAAACCCUACAAGAGAUUCACCAAUCCCUUCAGAAUCUUACCUCAGUUGAUUGCAGUCAGCCUAUUUUCGAUGUGAGAUAUAAUUCAUCCCAAGAGAACUCUGAAGUGCAACUCAUUCCAACUGCGCUGGACAGCCUCUCGCCUCAGCAUUCUGCUGUAUUUCUAUUUGGUCGUUGGCUGGUGGAGCUGCUUGAAAAAUGCCUCCUGUUCCCCUCAUCCGUGCUCCUCAUGCUGACCAAGUCUUUCCCACUUUCGCCACCGUGCGCUGAUAACAGCUUGCUGGCGCAUUGCCAGGAGGACUUUUAUUUUGACGUCAGCCAUCAAGUUCUUUAUCUGUCUGAGGCUAAGCUAGAGCAUGUUGGAAGUUUUAUCGCCACCAUUCUGCAAUCCAUGGCUCACAUAGCAUCAGGAUACAGCAACAAAAGCUUCAUGCAAGCUCUUCAUGAUGCCAUCUCGGCCCUAAGUCUAGAACUAUUCAGCAUGUCUUUCAAACAGAGCACAGCAGAGGGUGCACUGGGCGAGGAAUUUAUCAACAUUAAAGUUCCCAAAGGCGUGCACUUCACUGAGCAUCUAUUAGCUUCAAGAUGGGAGAAAUACAAGCAUUCCAUGUUAGAACAGCUCCUUGUAAAUCUCACUCCAAGUACAAAUGAGGAGACGGCCCUACCAGCAUAUGGGACUCCAAUGGAGGUGUCCUUUGUGGAAGAGGAGAUAGACCGAAUGAAUGAAGCCUUCUUGGAGCUAAGCAUGCAGCUGCAGAGGAGGCCUCUUGUGAAUGUGUUGGAAAAACAGGAAGAAGACCAGUCUAUGAGGGCAGCUCCGCCAAGCCCUAGUCGUAAUGGAACAAUCCUGUUGGAAAUGAAGAGACGCCAUGUAUCUCAGCGCCUCAAUGAGCUCCAAAUCACAUUGGAGCGUAUCGGGCAGCGCCGAGGCAGUGGGUCCAAUGCCGGUACACACAAGUGCAACAGCAGCGAUCAGCAGGUGCCAGCGGAAAGCCACUCUGGCAUGUGAUUCCUCCUGAGGUACUCCAGUUGGCUGCAGUUGAGGCCAGCAACCAGUUGAGACAGAGGUCUUGAUAAGAGUGACCUUGAGAGUCAUAUUUCAGCACAACAAAUGAGUGCUAAUCUCCAGAGUCCAAACUUUGACACGCUACUGAACUAGCAGAUGCCACAGAGUCCACACACAUUACAUAAUAGAAAGCACAGUUUUCAAAUACACACCGCAGAAAGAAUUGACCACUUUCUGAUCCAAUAUCUAACAAUUGAUGCACACUGACUGUUUCAUUUUUCUUAGUCUUAUCCCCGACAACUGACAAGAAUUAUGCAGUGCUUGACCUCCUUAGCAUUAUUUGCACCUGGCCAACCAAUUGUACACGUACUGAGACAAAAAUAAAACACUAAUGGGCAGCAUGCUGGGCUAGUGGUGAGAACACCAGAGAAAGGGUAAUGGAUGGAAUGGAAAUACUAAAUUAAAUAAUCCUUUCAUUUUCUCCCACUUUUCCGAGCUUGGGUCAUAGUAUACUGUACAUGUAAAAUGUAAUGAAAAAAAAAUAGUAUUAUGCCUGUCAAGUCAUGACCAUAAAUGUAAUUUUUCAAGUAUAAAAUCUUCAUAAUGUUAACACUACGAGCUGACGGACAAUAUGGCGCAAAGGCGUGGUUGUGAUGUCAUGUGAGUGGGGUCUAUUACUUAAUGAGACAAUGUCGUGGCGUUAGCAGUACAAUGACAGUGACAUUUCAUUUCAGUGCAAACUUGAGUUAAGUGAUUAUAUUUAAAAGGAAAAUUACCAGGGAGAAAAAUGCAUGAGAAGAAAAAUCUGACGAGAAAAAAAAGUUGAAAAAAAAUUGCUUUAGAAGAAUAAAGUUUUAAUAUUAACAUAAAACAAAUUGUUUAAUUUUGCUAGGGGAAAUUACAGUAUGAGACAGUGUUUGUACAAGACUCAAAAAGUAAGUAUUUUUCCAUUUUGAGAACAAAUUGCUAAAUAUUUUGAUAAGCGCUGGACCAAAUUAUUUGAAUUGGCCAUUUAUUCAACGGACGAUAGAUGAUUUCAGACACAAGUGUUUUGAGUUACGAGCGUGGUCACUGGACACAUUUUAAAAAAUCCAACUCGUUACAACACUGUAUUUGAAUAACCUUUAAUUUCAGGUUAUUAAUGCUCUUGCUCAAAUAGUUGAUAUCGACUUGUUAGAAAGGCCAAUCAUUUGUAUACCCUAAUUAAGACAAUAAACUUCAACCAAAUAGACAUGAAAUGGUGCCCUGUGCCUCUUUGUUGUUCUCUAAAGGGUGAUGACCUGCAUAUGUUCAUGUAUAAUUAAUAAUUCCUUCUACUUGUUGGAAGGAGCCCUCAUUAGCGCCAAUGUUAUCAAAGGGAGAACAGUAGGCCUAUAUGUCGUUCCUCUGGUGACAUAUGUUCCUGUGACGGCUUCUCAUAAUAGAACAAAGGUGUCUGUGAGCCAAAUCACAAGGUCAGACAGAGCGAGUCUUCACUAACUAUCAGUAGCCACGUUUACAUGCUGACUUUUAUUCAUACCGAUUCAAAUCAUUCCGAAUGGAAAUUUCAGAUCAGCUGUUUACAUGUCACUUCAUCUAUUCCGAUCCAGCGUUUACAUGUGACUGCCUUUAUUCCGAAAGGACGUUUGACAACUGCCGUCUGACAUGCGCAGAUUAAUCAAAACAAAGCGUCACGUUGCAAAACAUGGAGAUCGAUCGUCGGAGUGCUGCUGUUUUAACUUUAACCCACUUGUUGUGUUUGUGGGGUCGUAUCCGCUUCUGCUGUUUUGCUCUUUUGCCUUGUAGUAGCCGGUUUUCCACCGGUUUCUAAUCUGGUCAACGAUCCGGUCUAUUCCGGCUUCGUGUAACCUCUCGUGAACUUUUUUAAAUAGUUCACUGUUCCUCGUUUUACGCCCGUCUAAGCGAGCGAUUAUAUUCAAUUCUUUUAAAGUUUGAAUUAAAUACAAUCUUUCCGCCGGACUCCAAUUAGGUGCGCUGUGCUUGGAAGCCAUGUUGCAAGUGACGUUACUUACGUCACAAAGUGACGUCACCACGUCAGUACGAAGCAUGUGCAGAAAGAACGCAACUAGACACCAUUCCGCUUCCCUGUUUACAUGAUAUAAUUUUACUUCUAAUCGGUUUGGGAAAAGUUAUAUUCCACCCAUGUGAAUCGGAAUGAAAUUCCAUUCGGUUUGGGCCUGUUCAUUCCGAAUGAGGUGUUUAUAUGGAACACAUUUAUUCGGUUUGAACAAAUAUUCCGAUUGUAAUCGGAAUAUUUGGCUCCAUGUAAACGUGGCAAGUGUUUGCUUGCUGUUCUCUGCCAGACCUACCUUGCCCUACAGCAUGGGUGUACAAACCUGUCCGCAAGGGCCGCUGUGGGUCCUGGUUUUUGUUCCUACCAAUCGAGCACAGACAGUUUAACCAAUGAAGUUUGUGCUAAAACAAGCAGCACCUGACUGCAAUCAACUGAUUAGACUUCUAAGACACCAGAUUGGUGAAAAGAUGUCAUCUUGUUUUGUAGGAAUGAAAUCCAGCACCCACUGCCGCCCUAUGUGGAAUAAUUUGGACACCACUGCCCUACAGCUUUACGUGCAUGGCUACCUAUGGUACAUUUAGAACAAUACCUCAGUAUGUCACUGACAGUGUUGUUAAUCUUACUGUAAAAAAUUAAUUACAGUUACAAAUUACUUCUCCCAAAAAUUGAGUUAGUAACUGUGACCUCAACGUAAGAGUAAUUAGUUACUCGGCAAAGUAUCUGAGGUUACUUUUCAUGUUCUACACUAGUGUUGUUUUCGUCAACGAUGACGAUAAUGAAAAUAUUUCGUCAACGAUGACAAUAACGAAAAUUUUUAGUCAGUGAAUAAUUUUUUCAUGACGAUGACGUCACGAUGAUGCGCUGAAAACGUGUUUUGGGAGAUUAAAACAUUACGAGAUGGAUGCCAGGUAUCGUCUGACGACACGAGAACGAGAUGAAAAUUCCCCAUAGUUUCCGUGAUAAAUUCACAAUGUGUGAUAUUUUCUUUUUGUAUGUGUAGUAAGAACGCAUUCAACAGUGUUUGGUCGUGUCACUCAUGUGACAUGCUGCGACCCCCCCCCCCCCCCCGCCUCACACACACACGCUUACUCACCAGUAUGCCCGUGCCUAUUCCAGGCUUAUUUUGUGAAACGUAUCAUAUGUGUCAGGUGCUGCUUGGUAGGUUUUGCUUUCUUAUCUUGGCUGGAUAUGCCAUGUUGCUUUAGCCUUUAAAAGUCUGUGCUGAGUGAUCAUGACACACUAAACCAACUUGUAGUGUUAGCAUAGCGUCCGCGUGAGCAUUUACAGUGGUAACUCUGUGUCUUCUUAAACACUUGGAAAACAUUUUGAAUACAGUUCAUAGCAUCCAGGUGAAUUUAAUUGCAAAUAAUGUGCUGUUUUUCUGUUGAGUGUGUUAUAUCAUCAUGAAAAUUGUGAAGUCCUCGUAGAUGUCAAACUAAGAUUACGAGGCAGACUCAGCUGCGGAGUUCAGGCAAAAAACUUUUAUAGGUCAGACAAAGGUUCUUCCAUUUGCAUGCAGGGAUGAGGAAAAGAUCAAACAAAAAGCCCUCCAAAUGGAGCAAAGAAACCAAGACGACUGGUAUCACUGUGAAACAAGCCUGACGCGAGAGUCAUGGGUUGUAAAACACUUUGCACAAAACAAAGGAGACUCAGGCAAUAUAUACACAUGAGGUAAUGGGGAACAGGUGGAAACAAUAGGCGAUUAUGUGACAUGAGGAAGGGCAAGUACACAGACACGAGGUGGGUGAAGCCUUCAAAAUAAAACAGGAAAUGACCUGACAUGACAGUAGACUACAGUUAUGUGCUCAUCUGUCAUGUUCAUUCGAAAUUGUUGGAAACCUUUGUUUAAAUUAUUCAUGGACUAAAACUUUUGAUGUUUAUAGACAAAAACAUUUUGAGAGUUGUCGACUAAAACUAGAUAAAAUUUGUCUGAGUUUUCGUUGACUAAAACUAGACAAAGACAAAAACAUUUUGAAAUGACUAAAAUAUGACUAAGGCUAAUAAGUAUUUUCGUCCAAAAGACUAAGACAAAAAUUAAAAUGGCUGCCAAAAACACUGUUCUACAUGUUAUGACAUGAUCCAUUCUAUAACGUUUUUCACAUCAAAUAUGUUUAUAUGAACUGAUUGAAUUGAACUGUCUUUUUGAUUAAAAAAAAAAAAAAAAAAAAAAAAAAACAAA
Messenger RNA from Corythoichthys intestinalis (scribbled pipefish), 20259 nucleotides. Its product is annotated as SCO-spondin. The record is from RefSeq and is a predicted model, not a curated record. The coding region runs from base 851 to 16069 and encodes 5072 amino acids. Lineage: Eukaryota; Metazoa; Chordata; Actinopteri; Syngnathiformes; Syngnathidae. The transcript is spliced from 104 exons.